GAGAGAAUAUAAAAAGAGAAAAAAAGAGCUGACAAAAGACAAUAAUAAGACCACCAAACCCGUCGAGUUGUUGUAUUGCCAUUUCAUACCUUUGGAAGCCAAAGCCAAAGCAAAGCCUCUCAAGUCUCAAAUUCGAAUUCCCCUUUUGCUUUACGUUCUUCUCUCUUCGUCUUUCUCCGAUAUUUCCUUCCUUUAAUAUCUCACGGCUCUCUCCUUAAACUUCAAUCAAUCAAACAGACUUUGAGGAUUUUUUUUUCCGAUUUGCGCCCAUCGGGAUCUGGUCUUUAUCGGUUUUGGUGACAACAUUAAGAGAUUUUUGGAUUUGAAGUUGUCAAGAGAUGGAUGAAAACAGUGGAGGAGGUUCAAGCUCACUUCCACCUUUCCUUAUUAAAACAUAUGAAAUGGUAGAUGAUUCUUCUUCUGAUUCAAUCGUUUCUUGGAGCGACAACAACAAAAGCUUCAUCGUCAAGAACCCAGCAGAGUUUUCAAAAGACCUUCUUCCUAAAUUCUUCAAGCACAAGAACUUCUCCAGUUUCAUCCGCCAGCUUAACACAUAUGGCUUCAGGAAAAUCGAUCCGGAGAAAUGGGAAUUCGCAAAUGAAGACUUCCUCAGAGGCCAACCUUACCUAAUGAAGAACAUCCACAGACGAAAACCGGUUCACAGCCACUCCUUACAGAACCUACAAGCUCUGAACCCUCUGACGGAAUCAGAGAGACAGAGCAUGAAGGAUCAGAUCGAGAGGCUGAGGAAGGAGAAAGAAGCUCUUCUAACGGAUUUACGAAACCAAGAGCAAGAACGUAAAGCGUUCGAGAUGCAAGCAACAACGUUGAAAGAGCGGUUACAGCACAUGGAGCAGCGUCAGAGAUCAAUCGUAUCGUUCGUCUCACAGGUUCUUGAAAAGCCAGGACUUUCUCUAAACCUUGAAACGCACGAGAGACGGAAAAGGAAACUACAAGAGAGUUCUGUUCCUGCAACUCGGUCACACGCAGAGCAGGUCGAGAAGUUAGAGUCUUCGUUAACUCUUUUGGAGAAUCUCGCGACGGAAUCAUCGUAUGAUAAGAGCGGUGUGCAGUCAUCAAGCAUGGAUCUUGACGUGAACGAGUCGAUAAGCUGUGCGGAGAGUCUAAGUAAUGGCGAAACCCGACCGAAAUCAACGAAGAUUGAUAUGAACUCGGAGCCUGUAACAGCGGUUGCUCCGAAAACAGGAGUUAACGAUGUCUUUUGGGAGCAGUGUUUGACUGAGAAUCCUGGAUCGAUCGAACAGCAAGAAGUUCAGUCUGAGAGAAGAGAUGUUGAGAAUGAUAAAGGUGGUAAUAAGAUUGGAGAUGGGAGGACGUUUUGGUGGAAUUCGAGGAAUGUGAAUAAUAACAUUACAGAGAGAUCUUUGAUAUAAAAGCUUUUUUGUAAAAUAGAAAAUUUUCAUCUUCUGAAAUCAUUUUGUCUUGUGGUUCCAUUAUUUUACUCUGUCUCUUUCUGUAAGCUAUUUUUGUUUUGAGAUGGGAGUAAAAUUGAUGAAUUUUAGGCAUUGGCCAAAAGAGUGGCUGAGUUUGAGAAAAGAAGUAAAACAAAAUUCAAAAAGCUCCGAUGCCGGGAAUCGAACCCGGGUCUCCUGGGUGAAAGCCAGAUAUCCUAACCGC
This is a messenger RNA of Thlaspi arvense, 1638 nucleotides long. The record is from the annotation of a GenBank genome assembly. NCBI's taxonomy places the organism in Eukaryota, Viridiplantae, Streptophyta, Magnoliopsida, Brassicales, Brassicaceae.